Molecule: messenger RNA, 1798 nt
Organism: Andrographis paniculata
Lineage: Eukaryota; Viridiplantae; Streptophyta; Magnoliopsida; Lamiales; Acanthaceae
Product: protein NRT1/ PTR FAMILY 5.5-like
Exons: 5
Coding region: 85-1785 (566 amino acids)
Source: RefSeq, a predicted model, not a curated record
GAAUCUGUGUAUAUGUGGUGAUAUUUCAAAAUCAGGGAAGAAUUCAUUGAAGAUAAACUAAAAUAAACCAAAGGCUUCGUCGCUAUGAGUUUUCGAUUCAAAGCAUCGAUUGUGGGAGCCGUUGGUUUGAUCUGCACAGAUAUUAUGACGGGGUACGUGAUGCGGGUGCUGAGUACUUAUCUGACCGACGUUUGGGGACUUAACUUCACUCACUCGGCAGCCAUUGUCAAUAUGUGGGAAGGCUUGUCUAAGAUGUUGCCUUUGGCAAUUGCCCUCAUCUCUUCUUUUUUCCCUAAGCCAUUGCUUGUGCCUAUUCUAUGCACCAUAUCUUAUGCCAUUGGAUGGAUCUUGAUGACCCUAUCGACGCCACCUCUGCUGGCGCGAUCCACCGGCACGUGCAGCGACUACCACGCCGACUGCAUCGGGCACACACAGAAAAUCUUGUUCUACAUAGGGUUCCCCAUGGUCACCGUUGGAAUGAGCAGCAUUGUCGUCCUCGUAGCAUUUAUAUUUGGAAAUGACGAAGAAGAUGAUGACGAAUCGCGAGGGAUGAUCGCCGGGGAUAUCGCCAAUCACCCACUUUUAGCUUUCCCGAAUUAUAUUAUCAACAUUGCCCUCUCUUACAUAAAACCUUGGUUAGCUCGUUUUGCUAUCCCUUCAUUUUUCUCGGUUAUAUCCGUGUUCUUGUUUUUAUUGGUGCCGUAUGAGGAGAGAGUAGAAAGGUUGCCCCAAGGUAUUGACGGAUUGGCUAAAGAGAGCCCGAUAACACGAGCCAUGAGAGUCUUGGUUGCCUCGGUUUCGAAGCUCCGCCAUAAACUUGAUGAUCAAACCCGGCUUCACGAACAAGGACAUCCACGAAUCACAUUGCCCCGUACUCGGGGACUCAGAUUCUUGGACAAAGCCGCCAUCGUAGUGCCCGGAAAAAGCCUGGAGGAACAAGAGAAGCAUAAAUGGACAUUGUGCACUAUUACAGACGUCGAAAAAAUCAAACUCGCGAUACGUAUGGCUCCCUUAAUCCCAUCCAUCGUUUUCUGCGGUGUCAUAAUCUCCAUCGGCAACACCUACUUCAUAGAGCAAGCUGACAACCUCAACCCGAAGAUCGGGAAAUGGAAGACCUCGACAUCCUACCUUCUCGCCACCUACGAUUCCACAAAGCAAUCCAUGGUUGUAUUCGGCUUCCUAUUCCAACUAAUAUCCCCUCGGGCCGGGAUUUGCACAGCAAUGUUCUUGUCGGUGCUGUGCUGCAUAACUGCCGCCAAAGUCGAGCAACGGAGGCUGCACGUCAUCACGCGCCACGGUUUGAUCGACAAGCCCGACCAGAGGAUCCCGAUGAGCAUGUACUGGAUGCUACCUCAGUUCAUUCUUCUCGCCAUGGUCGAUUCCCUACUUGAAGCUAAUGUGAAGUCGUUCAUCCUCAGACGGUACCAAAAUGCGUCGCGGCUGCUGUAUCCACUUCUUUUUGCUCGGGCAAUCACCGGCGCCGGAGUCCUGGGCGGCAUUCUGUUGGUUUAUUUAGCCGGCAGGUUCAGCAAGCGUGUGGGGCGGAGGGUGAACUGGUUUCAGGAAUCGCUGAGCCGGAGCCGGAUGGACCAUUACUACUGGGCAUUCGCUGUGCUCUGCACAGCUAAUCUUGCGCUGUUUCUGGUGUUGUCAUUCUACUUCAAGUGCAGAUCAGGCCGUGAAUACAUCGGCGCCGAGGAUAAUGCGCCGGAGAUGGAGAUGCCCGCAGUUGCCCCGUACAUAGAAGUCGCGCCUGAAGCUGAGGAAGAAGGUGGCGAUGAUUAAAGUGUGCAUUUGU